Volvox carteri f. nagariensis is the source of this 2538-nucleotide messenger RNA. RefSeq lists its product as uncharacterized. Bases 1 to 2538 code for a protein of 845 amino acids. The record is from RefSeq and is a predicted model, not a curated record. Gene Ontology annotation, biological process: protein ubiquitination. NCBI's taxonomy places the organism in Eukaryota, Viridiplantae, Chlorophyta, Chlorophyceae, Chlamydomonadales, Volvocaceae. The transcript has 10 exons. Gene Ontology annotation, molecular function: ubiquitin-protein transferase activity.
AUGGCGCCAACCGCGACAGCUGCUGCCUCGCCCAUGGCCUCUGCCUUAGCAGUGCUGGCUUCAUGCAAUCUCAAGGAGCUACACCUCAAGCGGGCUGACGGCAGUCGCAUCCUGGACACGCUGCACGCAACCUGCCGCGCUGCGGGGCUCAUCCCCCCCGGCACACCCGACGGCACCCCGCGGGAACGCUAUAUGGCCGUCUUUGACGCGGCCCUGAACGGCGGCCUUGGCUGCUGGAUACUGGAUUACGUCGAAGUGGUUUGCGCCGACCGACACCUUACCUCCAACGAUCCCUUGGAGGUCUACCUUUUGGACGGCGGGUUCGUCAAAGCCUGGGCGCAAACCUUCCUGCAGCGCGCCGAGCAGGCAGCGACCUCCGCAUUGAUCAGCGAUUCCUCCUUCCACUCCUUUCAGUCCAACCAGCUGCAACAGCUGCUUGCACAGACACGCGUCCUCGUGUCCGUACUGCGCUCGCUGGAUCGCAUCCGCGCCGUGGCGGCAGGCGGCACGACGGCCCUGGCCGCAGCAGCUGCGUCAGGGCCAGCAGCUGCUGCCGUACAGGACAGAUACUCGGUGAAGUCGGAGCUGAAGCAGGCGGUGCUACUGGAGCAGGCCUUCCAGGUGAUGGACUGGUGCUCCAGGCAGGGUCUUGCGGGCCCCCGGGGCGCCCCGGGCCGCUUCGCCUCCUACGCGGAGUGGUCCCGGGCGGUGACUGCACGGAGGUCCCGGGCAGCCCCCAGGCCGCUGUUCCUGGACUCCCUGCUGCAGUCGCUAUCGCUAUCUGGCGCCUACCCCUCCGCCUCCAUACCCCACAUGCUCCACACGCUGCUGCUGGUCGUAAAGGACGUGGAUCCAGCCACGUGGGCCUCAAAACUGGCGUUGCUGUCGUAUUACCUGAUGGAUGCGGGCGUCCUCGAUGGCGCCGAUGUCUCCGCGGGGGCUGGUGGCGGCGGCAGUGGAGUCACUCCCCGGUUAGAGGCCGCUCUGGGGGACUUGCGGAGGACAUUUCGGUUGUCAGCCGGGGAUGUGGGCGUGUGGCAGUGCUAUUACCUGCUGGACUGCACAUCCCCAGCAACCCCCGGGUCUGAGGACCCCUACCUGGCCCGCGCCUGUGCCCUGCUGCCCGCGUACGUGUCAGAGAACACUCCCUUCGCCUUUGUUGAGGCUCUACUGGCACUCGGUCGGCCCGAUGUGGCGCUGGCAGUGGACCGGGGGCAGUUCGGAGCGGCGGGAGGAGGAGGAGGAGGAGGAGGAGGUGGGGGGUUGACGGCAGCAGCAGCUGUGACAGGCGCGGGUGAUUCAGGAGCCACUGGCGCCUCUGCCUCCUCCGGACGCAAUUGCGGCUCGCUGUCCCAGGCCAUGACGCUGCUGGAGGUCCGACUCAGGUGCGGUCUCAUGACGGAGGCCUUCAUGUCGCUGAGGCAGCACACGGCGGACCUGGCGGCGCGGGGGGAGCCCCUGGAGCGGCUCAGAGAGCACACCAGGGAGCUGAUCAGGAGGCUGGCGGGCUGGGCGGCGGAAGGGGACGUAGCGGCGGCUACGGAAGCGGCGGGUGGUGGAGGUGGAGGCUGUGGUUGGCUCAAUCGCCUGACGGAGCUGCCCCUUGAUGCGAACGAGGAGUUCGUGUUGGUGGAGUGGCUCACGGAGCAGGCGGAGGCGGGGCGCACCGCGGGGGCCUUCCUGCCGCUGUUCUUCCUGCAGAGAGGCAGGGUCAGCGAGGCGACGGCGGCGUGGAGAAAAUGGUCUGCUCGCCAGGACGUUCUUGCCAGCGCUGGCGGCCGGGCCCCCUCCGUGCCCUCCGCGCUGCUGACCGAGCUGGUGUCAGCCGCCCUGGAUGCCGAACACGAGGCUGCACUGCCCGUACCGCUGCGGAACGUCCAGGUGGUGGCACCUGACCCCUCAGCCGGUGCUGUCGCCGCGACGGCGCCGCUGACAGACCUGGCACCGGGUCAGGGUGCCGUAUCGAUCCUGGCGGGCCUGGUGAGUCAGACUGCCCCCGACCAGCCAUUGGCAAUACUGCCGUUCCACGGUACGGAGCCCCCCCCGCUCAUUACACGCGUCGUACAACCGCCGGCGACGAUGUCUUCGGUAGAGACGCUGACGCUGACGCCGGGCGGCGUCAACAUAGCCGGCAGCGGCUUGUGCGGGAGCGAUGUAUUCACGCAGCCGACGCAACAGCAGCAGCAACAGCAGCAACAACAACAACAAUCGCAUGCGCCAUUCGCGGCGAUGCCCCUCCUGCUGCCCAGUACGGCACCAUUCCACACGCCCCCAGCCACGCCUGGCCCAGACGUGCAGGGGUUGUACGGGUCCACGCAGCUACUUGGUGGCGGUGGCGGCGGCGGCGGUGCUCUCGGGCCUCUUGGGACCGUCCACGGCGGCGGUGGUGGCGGUGGCAGUCUGCUCUUCAGUGUCGGCACUGGCGCCGGAGGAGGCGAGCGACCGCCAGCUGGCCAUACCGCUGGCGGCGUCGGGGUCGGCUUCGGUGCUCGGGCUUUACGGAGCUUCAAGCGCUCUAAGCCCAACGACUGGCUAUAG